This is a messenger RNA of Portunus trituberculatus (swimming crab), 2153 nucleotides long. RefSeq lists its product as uncharacterized. The transcript is spliced from 8 exons. Bases 115 to 1221 code for a protein of 368 amino acids. The record is from RefSeq and is a predicted model, not a curated record. Lineage: Eukaryota; Metazoa; Arthropoda; Malacostraca; Decapoda; Portunidae.
ACACACACACACACACACACACACACACACACACACACACACACACACACACACACACACACACACACACACACACACACACACACACACACACACACACACACACACACCGCAAUGAAGGCCAACGUCCUCUUCUUCAUACAUUUAACAGCCUUUCUAGGCGCGGCUUCAGGACUGUCAGUAGGACCAGUGCGCCUCUGUAAUGAGCAAAGGUACCUGCACUACAGCACCCCGCCUUCAGAAAACACGAGUCUUAUAGAGUGUCCCUACCAGCUGACUGCAGAAGAGGAGGUGAAGCGCGUGUACUGGGAAAUGUGGGAUGAUGCUGAAUUAAUGGGCACCUAUAAUUGGGAUCCUGUUGACGGAGGCAAAGCUACCGGCAUACUGGAAGGGGUGGUCGAGAUGACUCGGGAUGACGGGGGAUUGCAACUGACCAAACUGAGAUACGAUAUGGCUGGCGAUUACUUGUGUGGCGUGGAACUCACCAAUGGCCAGAACAAGAGCUCCAGCAAAGAGGAAGUACUUGUCGUAGACAACAUGGGAGCGAGCUGGCGAGUGAAUCACUUCGGAAACUGUGGCUCUGCGAUAAGCUUCAAGACCACAGCAAUGUACCCGGAGCCUACAUUGAAAGCUGGGAUGUUUUCUGCAGAAUUAAAUGAAUACUACGAGAAAAUUACCCAAUGGAAUAAGAUCUAUCACAGCAAUGGUUCCGUAACUUGCUUCAUUGAGAACGCUAUCUUCAAGAUCGACGAGAACAGCCCGGAAGAGGUCUUCUUCAAGGUAGACAUGGGCGUCAGCAAGUCCGACGGAAUGUUUAUAUCCUUUAACACAAUUCGCAGCUUCAGCUCUUCAUGGAAUGAGCAUGGCUGCCCUGAUGUAAAGGAGAAAGACCACAAAGGGGUGCGCUACUUCCCGGCCAACAAUGUCGCCUGCCGCGGAGGACAAAAGAACAUGACGGAGGCCACAGUGACGUGCCAGGACGGCUACCGGCCUGCCGGGAGCGUGAGUAUCGUGGUGAUGAGGUGCAACAGCACGACCCGCUUGUGGCAGCUGGAGGAAGGCACAACUGCCACCUCUGACGACCUUGAGUGUGUGGCAGAAUAUGGAGACAACGGAAACGACGGAAACAAGGAAGACUUCAGCACUGGAUGCUCCAGCCCCACCUUGCUCUCCGCUUCUCUCUUUGGAGUCGUUCUUCUCUUCAUCUCCAGUCGUCUUUAGGUUGGGAGCGUGAUAACACGCACAUUGCGUUACCAGCCUGAAGGCACGUAGCCAAACAAACAUUUGUAACUCUUUAAACAAGACAACAUGGUUGUGUGAUGAUAUGAGUAAUUCGAAAUUUGUAAUAUAUAUUCAAGACUAUUUAUUAAAUAUAUGAGCUUUUAUUGAUUAGUAUAAGAAAAUAACAAGAUACUUAGCAAAAUAUUCACUGAUUUAACAAGAAAAAGGAAGACUUAUGAAUUGCGGAGAAGGAAGCUCACUUAAAUAUUGAUAUCGAGUCAGGUAGAAAUUUCAAUACAGUGUGAAGAAAAGUUACUGUCUAUGAAAGGUAAAUAAAGAUUGCCCUAGACUACUCGUGCAAGGAAGACCAGAAGGUAGGAAAUGUGUUAUUUUGAAAAACUGAAAAAAAUGAGGGAAAAAUAUGUUGAUGCGUGAUCCUUAUGGACACGCGGGACUCAGCAGAGAACAUAAUCUUUUAAUUUAUUAGAUUUACUAUAUUUCUUUAUGCAGGAGUUCGAUUUAGCCUUAGCUUACCACAGCUAAACGAAAUUAAGUUCUAGUUUCUCACAACUUCUAUGCUUAACCUCCUUUGGGAGAAGAGGAGAGUAAGUAAGAACCACGUGCAGUCAGUCACGUUCUUAGGGCUGCAGUUUGUGUCUCCUUAGCCCUCACAACAGCAAACCAGUGACACCAUACUGCAGUCCGCGCUGUUGACCUUGGCUCGUUUACAUCAUAUAGCAGAAAACGGAACACUACCAUUCAUUUGUAAGGGGAACACUACCAUUCAACUUAUGAAGUCUCGUUCCCUUGUUACUGUUUACCUUAUAAUACGUAGGUUUCUUGUGUGAAUGAUUAUGCCGCUAGAAAUUAACCAUAUAACGGAAAUAUAUAAAAAUAAUAGGGAUAUGAUGUGAAAAUGCCAAUGUAAAGCA